Monomorium pharaonis (pharaoh ant) is the source of this 2522-nucleotide messenger RNA. It is a transcript of the gene beag, whose product is annotated as protein Red. Gene Ontology annotation, cellular component: nucleus. The transcript is spliced from 3 exons. Bases 362 to 1948 code for a protein of 528 amino acids. Lineage: Eukaryota; Metazoa; Arthropoda; Insecta; Hymenoptera; Formicidae. Gene Ontology annotation, biological process: mRNA splicing, via spliceosome. The record is from RefSeq and is a predicted model, not a curated record.
AUGUUGCUUUCCAUUUAUCUGAAAGUGAGGUGAGUAUUUUAUACUCAGAUAGUGACGUCAUUACUCAGUGAUUUAAAGAAACAUGCAAGUGAUCACGCUUAUUUUAAUGACAAAAUUAUCUCAAUACAUAACCUCACUUCUAAAGUGAAUAUGCAAGACUCGUAAGAAUGCAAAAGGAACAUGCAUUUAACUGAGUUAUGACGUCACAAGUGAGAAUUAUCUGAGUUUUGAUGUAAAUGGAAAGCAGCAGUAAACACGCAAAUUUACUUGACGUUUUUUAUAUUGGGCGAGAAUUAUCUUAUUUCCUUCAGUUUUUUUUUUACGGAAUUCUCUCUAGAAAGGAAAAAAAUAGCUAGCCAAGAUGCCUGAAACGGAGGAAGAGAUGGGUAUGUCCGUUCGUUUAACGAACGAUGACUUUCGGAAACUCCUAAUGACUCCGAGAGCGUCGGUGCCCUCAGCCACCCCAGCCUCCGUACCAGGUACAGCGAGAGAUGCUAGUGCGAAAACCGCCCAGACUCCUCAGGUCAGUGGUGGCAGUCGGGCAGAGCUGCGAAGAAAGAAGAAGAGCUUUUACGCAAAGCUGAAGAAACAGGAGGAAGAUAAGAUGGCCGAGCUCGCGGAAAAGUAUAGGGAUCGUGCGAGAGAACGCAGGGAUGGUACCAAUCAAGAUUAUCAGGCAGAGGAUCCUAUGAACAGCGCUAGUGCAUACCGGGCCGUCGCACCGGAUCUAAAAUCCGGCAUGGAUGCUGCGGAGCGCAGGAGGCAGAUGAUUCAACAGUCCAAAUUCUUGGGUGGUGACAUGGAACACACUCACUUGGUCAAGGGCUUGGAUUAUGCUCUUUUGCAAAAGGUUCGCAGUGAGAUUGAAGCAAAGGAACACGAGCAAGAGCAGGAGUUAGAGAAAUUAGUGAAGCCAAAAGAGAAAUCAAAGAAGGAGUUACCACCCGAGAAGAAGGACGACGAGAUGCUGUUCAAGACAAAGCUUGGCCGGAACGUGUACAAAACCAUCAUGACUAUGAAAUCUAAACAGAUUGAAAGAAACGAGCUGUUCACGCCGGGUCGCAUGGCAUAUGUGAUUGAGUUAGAUGACGAGAACGCGGACGUUGACAUACCAACAACGCUGAUCAGAAGCAAGGCUGACGUGCCUACGAUCGACAAUACACCGACUCUCACGACCAACGAUAUUGUGAUCAACAAAUUGGCUCAGAUACUGUCGUACCUGCGCCAGGGUAGUCGUCACAGUAAAAAGGGCAAAAAGUUGAAAGACGGACGCAGUCGCGGUGAUGAGAUGAAUGAUAUGGAGAUUCAGCCACGGCCGCCCAUUGCUGACGAGAGUAUUUAUGGUGAAAUUGGUGAUUAUGUGCCAACGGUGACAAGUAAAAAGGAUGUACAACAGCGCGAGAAGAAGAAAGGCUCGUAUUUCGACAAGCCCGAAUCGAAUCUGGACACUGACGACAAAGCAAAUGCACCGCAAUUACCGAGCGUUUUGCAACCAAAUGCGGUGGCCGCCGCUACAACCACUCCCGUUGCGGACGGCAACGCGCCAAAGAAGGGUGCGUUGCUAAAUAAACUCGCGGCCGAGCCAGAAGGCUACGCCGAAUGUUAUCCGGGCCUGGACGAGAUGCAGGACGCUAUUGAUGACUCGGACGACGAGGUGGAUUAUACAAAAAUGGAUCUAGGUAACAAGAAGGGCCCGAUAGGCCGCUGGGAUUUCGACACACCCGAAGAAUACAGCGAAUACAUGAACAACAAGGAGGCGUUGCCCAAAGCAGCCUUCCAGUAUGGUGUAAAGAUGGCCGAUGGCAGACGCACCAGGAAGUAUAAUAAAGAAAAAAAUGAGAAGGCAGAGCUUGAUCGCGAGUGGCAAAAGAUUCAGAACAUUAUGAACAAGAGGAAAUCAACGACGACGGUCGAUGGUGCAUCCGAAUUCAAAGUACCACGAUAUUAAGUGUUCGACUUGCAAAUUUGUACUUUUGAUCUGUAUUUAUCACACGAGAUUUGGACAAUCUAAAAUUGUUACCUUGAAUGUUGUUACACAGUAGUGGAAAAAGUACUUCAUUAUUAGAAACAAAUUUUCUUUGUAUAAAUGAAAAUAAUUUUUCGCGAAUUUUUAAAUAAUAUUCUUAUUGCGAUAAGUUUUUCAGUGCAUGAAUAAAAUUACAUCAAAUAAGUUAAAUUAGAUUAUAUAAAAUGUUCUAAAAGUAAUCAACCUAAGUAAGAAAAUUGUAUAUGUUGUAUAUUAUAGGCAUCAAAUAUAGUGUUAUAUUAAUCUAUAAUACACAAUAGUCUAUUUUAUGAAAAAUUAUUUCUAAGCAGUGUAAUAUGCACACAUUUAAUUGAUAUUCCGAAUGUAAUAUCAUAUAUAGAUAUAAUAUAAAUCCCAUGUUUAAUUUUCAUAUGUACUAUUGCUUUUAUUUUCCAAUUGUAAAAGCUUUGAAUUUUGUUAUACAUUUUGUAUUUUAAUUAAGGAAUUAAUAGACGCAACGAAAACUUUAAACAAAUAAAUUUUUUCGGUUGUAAGA